Molecule: messenger RNA, 822 nt
Organism: Colletotrichum truncatum
Lineage: Eukaryota; Fungi; Ascomycota; Sordariomycetes; Glomerellales; Glomerellaceae
Product: translation initiation factor eIF3 subunit
Cellular component (GO): cytoplasm; eukaryotic translation initiation factor 3 complex
Molecular function (GO): translation initiation factor activity
Source: RefSeq, a predicted model, not a curated record
AUGCCUCCUAAGAAGUGGGACGAGGAAGAGAGUGGUGAGGAGAGCUCCGGCCCUAACUCCCCUCCCGUUGCCGCCCUCCGCCGCACCAAGUUCGACGACGAGGAGGACGAGGACGACGUUCUCGACUCCUGGGAUGCUGCCGAAGACUCCGAGGUCGAGCGCGAGAAGGCUAAGAAGGCCGAGGAGGCCAAGGCCAAGGCUGCCGAAGAGGCAAAGAAGAACAAGAAGUCCAAGGCCCAGCGCAUUGCCGAGCACCAGGCUGAACGUGUUCGCCGCGCCGAGGAGAAUGAGUCUGAUGAGGAGGAAACCGAGGCUGAGCGCCGCGAGCGUCUUCGUCGUACUGAGAAGGAGUCCGACAUGAAGCACGCCGAGGAUCUCUUCGGUGAUAUCGGUGUCCCCGCCGGCCGCAAGGCCACCCUCGCCGGCACCGCCGUCCAGAUCGAUCCCAACGACCCUACCAAGACGGCCAACAUCGCUGAUAUGCCCCUCUUUAAACCCGUUACCAAGACUCAGUUCGAGCACCUCCGCACCACGCUGGCGCCCAUCAUCGCCAACAACGUCAAGAAGGCCCACUACGGUCUCUUCCUCCAGGAGUUCGCCAAGGCCCUGGCUAAGGACCUCCCCAGCGACCAGAUCAAGAAGAUUGCUUCCACCUUAACCGCCCUUGGUAACGAGAAGAUGAAGGAGGAGAAGGCCGCCCAGGGUGGCAACAAGAAGAGCAAGGCCGCCAAGACCAAGGUUUCUGCCGUCGUCAGCCGUGCCAGCGCCGCCGACACUGAGACGUACGAGGAUGACGCCUUCGGAGAUGACGACUUUAUGUGA